Molecule: messenger RNA, 3191 nt
Organism: Diospyros lotus (date-plum)
Lineage: Eukaryota; Viridiplantae; Streptophyta; Magnoliopsida; Ericales; Ebenaceae
Product: FT-interacting protein 3-like
Exons: 2
Coding region: 586-2925 (779 amino acids)
Source: RefSeq, a predicted model, not a curated record
GAGAGAGAGAGAAAGCAGAGUUUUUCCACUCCAUUCGAUUCUCACAGAUUCGUCGGUCUCUCUCUCUCUCUCUCUCUCUCUCUCUCUCUCUUUCUUCUGAAAAGGAAAAGCAAAACCUCAUUCUUCCUCCAUUGCCUCCAGCUCCUACUCAUCCAUCGUUCAUUUCUUCGAAGCUUCAUGAAUCCCUCUGAAUCUUCAUCUCUCCCUCAGCAGCCUCAGGUCGCACGUAUUCAGAUCUGAAGGCGUGGACGAAGAUUUAUUAAUGGGUUUACUAGUGAUGGUUCCUCACGUUUUCGUUGUACAUUUUUCAUCCUCUUGAGUUCUUCGUGUGCUAAGGACAUAGCUUUUGGCUCGCUUGGGCUUUUUGUCUUUUAGCAUUUUGACUAGUCAACCCAAGGUCUGUAUUGCUAAGUUUCUGGAGUUUUUCGAAACUGAAACUGCAUUUGACAAGUAAAGGCAAAGUAAAAGUUUUAUCCGAUCCGUUAGCCUGGGCGGGUUUUGGAAAUUUUGAUUUUCGAACUUGAGUUUCUAAUAGUUGUUGGGCUAAAACUCCAUUUUUGUAGUUUUUGGAUUGGUCUUUACUGAAUGCAGAAAAUGCCGAAACCUCCUCACGAAGAUUUUUCUCUAAAGGAGACCUACCCCCACCUCGGUGGUGGGAAGGUCACUGGGGAUAAACUCAAAGCCACUUAUGACCUGGUCGAGCAGAUGCAAUAUCUCUAUGUUCGGGUUGUCAAGGCAAAGGAUUUGCCUGCAAAAGAUCUUACUGGUAGCUGUGAUCCGUAUGUCGAAGUUAGGCUUGGAAAUUACAAGGGUACAACUAGGCAUUUUGAGAAAAAAACAAAUCCAGAAUGGAACCAGGUGUUUGCCUUCUCCAAAGACCGGAUUCAAGCUUCGGUCCUUGAGGUCACAGUCAAGGAUAAGGAUGUGGUCAAAGAUGAUUUUAUUGGUCGGGUGUGGUUUGAGCUCUGUGAGGUCCCAAAACGGGUACCUCCCGACAGUCCUCUAGCACCACAGUGGUAUAGAUUGGAAGAGAGGAAUGGGAUGAAAGUUAAGGGAGAGCUGAUGUUGGCAGUUUGGUGGGGUACCCAAGCUGAUGAAGCAUUUCCUGAAGCUUGGCAUUCGGAUGCUGCAGCAGUUAGUGGUGCUGAUGGUCUUGCAAACAUGCGGUCAAAGGUGUAUCUUUCACCUAAGCUGUGGUAUCUGAGGGUCAAUGUCAUUGAAGCUCAGGACUUGCUGCCAAGCGACAGGAGCAGGUUCCCUGAAGUUUUUGUGAAGGCUAUACUUGGGAAUCAGGCUUUGAGAACUCGAAUCUCUAUGAGUAAGACCAUCAAUCCAAUCUGGAAUGAGGAUUUGAUGUUUGUAGCAGCCGAACCAUUUGAGGAACCCUUGAUUUUGAGCGUGGAAGAUAGACUUGCACCAAACAAGGAAGAAGUUCUGGGCAGGUGUGCAAUUCCUUUACAGUGUGUGGAGAAGAGGCUAGAUCAUGUUCAUAGGCCUCUGUACUCCAAGUGGUAUAAUCUUGAGAAGCAUGUUAUCGUGGAGGGGGAGAAGAAGAAGGAAAUCAAGUUUGCCAGCAGGAUUCAUAUGAGGAUCUGUUUGGAAGGUGGUUACCAUGUUCUGGAUGAAUCAACUCACCACAGUAGUGAUCUGAGGCCUACAGCAAAACAGUUGUGGAAGCCCAGCAUUGGGGUUCUGGAAUUGGGGAUUCUAAAUGCUUGUGGGUUGACACCUAUGAAGACAAUAGAUGGCCGGGCAUCAACUGAUGCUUAUUGUGUUGCCAAAUAUGGGCAGAAGUGGGUUCGUACAAGGACAAUCAUUGGUAGCUUUACUCCCAAAUGGAAUGAGCAAUACACCUGGGAGGUUUUUGAUCCAUGCACUGUUGUUACCAUUGGGGUAUUUGACAACGGCCACUUGCAUGGGGGAGAAAAGCCUGGAGGGACAAAGGAUUCUAGGAUCGGAAAGGUAAGAAUUCGUCUUUCUACCCUUGAAACUGAUAGGGUUUACACCCAUUCCUAUCCGCUAUUGGUUUUACACCCCUCUGGAGUGAAGAAGAUGGGUGAAAUUCAUUUGGCUGUGAGAUUCUCGUGCUCCUCUCUCCUGAAUAUGAUGCAUAUGUACUCUCGUCCACUGUUGCCAAAAAUGCACUAUCUUCAUCCAUUGACAGUCAGCCAGCUCGACAGCUUGAGGCACCAGGCCACGCAGAUUGUGUCCAUGAGACUAAGUCGUGCUGAGCCACCAUUGAGGAAAGAGGUGGUGGAGUACAUGCUGGAUGUUGGUUCCCACAUGUGGAGCAUGAGAAGAAGCAAGGCCAAUUUCUUCAGAAUUAUGGGAGUGUUGAGUGGUUUAAUUGCUGUGGGAAAAUGGUUUGAUCAGAUAUGUAACUGGAGGAACCCGAUCACCACAGUUCUCAUUCACAUCUUAUUUCUAAUACUGGUGCUGUACCCAGAACUGAUUUUACCCACCAUUUUCCUCUACCUCUUCCUGAUCGGGGUGUGGUACUACAGAUGGAGACCGAGGCAUCCUACACACAUGGACACUCGGCUCUCCUGUGCCGACACUGCACAUCCUGACGAACUGGAUGAAGAAUUUGACACAUUUCCAACUUCCCGUCCUAAUGAUAUGGUGAGGAUGAGGUAUGAUCGUCUGAGAAGUAUUGCAGGGAGGAUUCAGACGGUGGUGGGUGAUUUGGCCACCCAAGGGGAGAGGCUGCAGUCGUUGCUGAGCUGGAGGGACCCGAGAGCGACUGCUCUGUUUGUGAUUUUUUGCUUGGUUGCUGCCAUAGUUCUCUACGUUACACCGUUCCAAGUUGUGGUGUUUCUCACAGGAUUUUAUGUAUUAAGACACCCAAGGUUUCGUCAUAAGCUUCCCUCGGUGCCACUCAAUUUCUUCAGGAGGCUACCAGCUAGAACUGACUCUAUGUUAUGAGCAAUGCCAGUUUUGGGGUCCCAUUCCCCCUGGCUUCUUUCUGUUAAGAACAUGAAGAGACUGAUGGAACUUUUCCCAAGGGGUUGGGAGUAUCAGUCCCUGGUAUGAUUUUCAUUCUCUCCUCUCUCUCUCUCUUUCUCUAUCUAUCUAUCUAUCUGAACCUAGAUGAUCUUGUGGAUUUGUAUAUUUAUGCAUUGAAUUAUGAGUUCCUGUUUCAUGACGACUUUUGGCAAUCCCAUCAAUGUUGGAUUUGUAAUUUUGUAGCC